Molecule: messenger RNA, 492 nt
Organism: Symbiodinium necroappetens
Lineage: Eukaryota; Dinophyceae; Suessiales; Symbiodiniaceae
Source: the annotation of a GenBank genome assembly
GAAGCUGAAGGUCUUGCGCCUCCGCAACAUUGAGGUGGGUGAAGCAGAGGCCGAGGAGUUCUGCAAGGCGCUUGGGCUGAACGACACAAUCACAAAGCUGGAGAUCCGAGACGCUUUUGCCCAUCGAGCCCGGUGUUCGGCUCUGUGGAAGGCACUCGCAGAUGCCUUGAAGUCCAACAACUGCACGGUCACCCAUGUCAACCUCGAAUCCAACGACAUCGGAGACGAGGGGGCCAAGGCACUGGCAGACGCCUUGAAGUCCAACUGUACGGUCACCCACGUCAACCUCGAAUUCAACAUGAUCGGAGGCCAGGGCGCCAAGGCAUUUGCAGAUGCUUUGAAGUCCAACUGUACAGUCACCGACGUCAACCUUUAUGGCAACUGGAUCGGAGUUGAGGGCGGCAAGGCACUCGCAGAUGCCGUGGAGUCCAAUCGCACCGUCACCGUCAGACCCAAGGUCAGCCAGCUCGGAGGCAAGGGUGCCAAGGCCAG